Molecule: messenger RNA, 2512 nt
Organism: Saccostrea cuccullata (small rock oyster)
Lineage: Eukaryota; Metazoa; Mollusca; Bivalvia; Ostreida; Ostreidae
Exons: 7
Coding region: 65-832 (255 amino acids)
Source: RefSeq, a predicted model, not a curated record
AUCACCACAAUGGUUGCGAGGAAAAUGGUGGUCUCUUAAACGUAAUUAUCGCCAUUACCAGUCAAUGCCAUUUCAAGAAUUACUUGAACACCUGAAGACCAACCAUGUUGGAAAUGUUCGAGUGAAAAACCAGAUGAAAGUCUCUGCAGAAAUGGUAGCCAUGCCAGUAACUCUUCAAACAGGUGCUGAUGGUAGCUCCACCAGUGAAGCUCUACAGACAUAUGAAAUUCUCCAUCAAACCAGCUCUGGGGCUUUCCUGAUCACCCAGCCCAACACUAACCCCGCCAUUACCAUUAAUGGUUCUCCAGUCACUUCAGAUCACAUUAUUGUACACACCUUGCCAAACUCGACAGCUUUACAGGGGCAGGAGAAUCUGGCAGUACAGAUGAACCCAGUCAUACUCAACUCAGCCUCAGACAGUCUCAGUCUGGACUCGACAGAAAUCUCACUACAGAGUUCUACCACCGGUACUGACCAGGAUAUAACAGAACAGAUGAUAACAUCCACCCCGGAGAUGGACACACAGACAGAAAUUUCCUCCACACCAUUUGAACAUGAGACCAUUGCCUCCUCUGUGAUUGACGGGGACCAGGAGAACAGUCAGUCCCAGAUUGUGAUUUCCUCAGAGAAUGACCACGGGAACUACAAAUUAGUGAUGGUCACAACAGGGAAUGAUAAUAGUACAGAGUACAUGUUCUCACAGUCAGAUCCUAUGCUAACCUCAGGGGAGACUGACCUGAUUGUAAACCCCUCAGACGUGGAUUCUGACAAAGUUCAAGGCCAAGUCAGCCUGGAUAUUUCUAGUCCCGACAUCACAGCCACCUCUUCGUAAAUGCAGCAGAUUUUUAAAUCAAUCUUCAUAAUCUUAAAAUUGUCGGUUAUCUCUUCAAGAACUUUUCCCUUUUUUUGCUAAUUGUUAUAUAUAAGGGAUGCAUCAUUUUACUUUAUAAAAAGUAUUAUUAUUUUGAGCACAAAGUUGAGAAAUGUUAUCACACAAAAGUUGUUUAUUAUUUGAUUCACAUACAAGGGAUGAAUAACUUUUUUCUGAUUACUGUUAAAUCACAAAUUUUCGUGGGGGGUUAAUUUUCGUUGUUUUCGAGGUAUGACGUGACCCACAAAUUCAUGUUCACCACGAAAUGUAAAAUGUUACAUACAUAAGUAGUCAUUAAUUCUUGAUCCACAAAAUCAAAUCCCCACAAACCAAGAGAUUUUACUCAAACCACGAAAAUUUGACCCCACGAAAAUAUGUGAUUUUACAGUAUAUAGUUGAAUUUCUGUAAUUCAAAUACCAUGGAUAUGUCUUCCCACCCCAGUUUUUUACGCCUGAUAUCUCGAAUCUUUGGAUAUCUCAGAGUUUUUUAUUUAAUCCCAUCUAGUUUGAGAUAAUGAGAUUUUACUAUAUAAAGAAAUUAUACUAUUAGUUUAACAUUACUUUUUCAUUUCAUUUUGGACAAAUUCUUUUUUUUAAAGAAAUUUUAUUUAAAGUUUAAUUUCCAAAUAAAUAACUAAAGAUUUGUUAGUAUGUCUUAAUACUUUUGUCAGGACAAGUUUUGCCAAUUUUUUUUUUUACAUGUUAAUAGACCUUAUGAUAUUAUCCAUUCUAGGCCAUUUUAAAAGAAGUAUUUCAUUGAAAACUUCACAGUCAAAAUAUUAUGGAACCUUAAAAUUUUCUGAGACCAAACAAUUCAGAUAAACUUUGCAUGAUUUCCCACAAACUCUUACAAGGGGGAUAACUUCUGAUCAAUAAAUAUCUAUUUGGAAUAAAUAUUGAUAUAUUUCCAUUUCUAUUUUUUUCUCUGUGAUAACUCUUUGAAAGUUAGUGGAGUUUAUUUCUUGAUAAUUCUACCGAAAUGUAAAUUAGGCAAAUCGAUAGGUCAGGGGCUAAGGACGCCAUAUAUGCAUGUGAAUCUCGCGCUUGUCUGUCUUUGUGCCUGAUGCUAAGGAGGCCAAAUAUGCAUGAAAAUCUCAUGCAGCUGUCUUUGUGUUUGACAUCAGUGGGCGAGGACUAUCGAAAUUGACAAUCUAAAUCUACAAUUUUAUUUCACAAUGAAAUGGAAAUAUAAGGAAUCACUGUCUAGUUAGGAGACUAUGCCAGGGACAUCAACAAUAGUGGGAAACAUGGGAUAAUUUAUGCGUUAUGCAAUUAUUCCAUGUUUCCUACUAUUGUUGAUGCCCUGGCAUACUAUACUAACUAGACAGUGAUUCCUUAAGUAUUGUACGGUUUAAUUAAAGGUCUGCUAAGUUUGAGCAGGCUUUUGAAAACUACCUAUCUUUUGAAAAAUUGUUCAGAUUUCUUACUCUGUACCACAGCUUUAAGUUUGCAGUUCUUAUAAUUCCAAAGAUAGCACUCAAAGUAUAAUUAUUUGAACAUUUCAUUUGUCAAGUUUCUUACAGGUCAAUACUUUUUUUGUGAAUUCAUGAUCAUCCUAUUUCUUUGUAUCUGUUCCCUGUUUAAUAUUACAUGUAUCCUGUUAUUGUUUUUGAAUAUUUCCUUUCUAUAUAAGAUAUUAAA